Molecule: messenger RNA, 1533 nt
Organism: Pichia membranifaciens NRRL Y-2026
Lineage: Eukaryota; Fungi; Ascomycota; Pichiomycetes; Pichiales; Pichiaceae
Exons: 1
Cellular component (GO): nucleus
Molecular function (GO): RNA binding
Source: RefSeq, a predicted model, not a curated record
UUGGAAUCAGUCGGAGACUUUGAAAACACACUGAACGAAAUGAGCACCUUGAAGGCUCCCGGUGUCUCAGGCUCAAGAAUUAAAAACCUAAAAGACUUCUUUUUGUCCCACGUCGAUGAAGAGGAUAAAUUAGUUAGUAUCUUAAUUAAUGGCUGUAAGAAAACUCCUGUAUCAAACAAGUUGGGUCCAUUGUAUGUGGUUGAUGCAAUUGUUAGAGCUUUGAUUGACGAAAUUGGCAGUAAUGCAAAUGUAGAAAUUAACGGUGACUCUCCAAACGGCACUGCGGCCGCAUCCGUCUAUAAAAUCCAGCAGAACAUCGAGACGUUGCUAGACGAUGCGAUCCCAAACUCGAACGAUGAUGUGAAGGAAAGAAUCAGUAAAUUAAUCGAUAUUUGGGUGAGUUGUUCAACUUUUGAUAAGAAGAUCAUGGAUUCGAUUAAAUCCAAAUACUACAAGUCCUUCACCCCACCGGGCACUCCACCGAAGAAGAAGGUUCUGUUCAAUGACAACGUUACCCUCCUGGGUAACAACAACUCCGCUAAGCUUCCGCAAGGCCCUGCGGCUUCCAAAGACCCAACCUCGGUGUUGCAAGCAUUGGCCAAUUUAGCAAAGAGCACUCCCUCCCCAGGCUCGAACUCCAAUUCCAACACCAAGCUUGCUUCUCCUUCCACAAACCUCCCUGGCUCAUUGUCUCCACCAUCUUCUGGUGCCAACGACUCAAUGAACUCGUCGAAUCCAAAUGCCAUUUUCCAACUGCUUCAGAACAUGAACAAACUGACCAACAACAACAGCAGCGGCAACGGCGGCAACAAUGGCAACAUGGGCGGCAACGCUGCAGAUAUGGCUAACAACCAAAGUAACCUUAUGAACAACAACUUCAGAGACAGAAGUGAAAGAGGCAGCAGGGGCAGCGAUUUCGGCAGAAAGAGAGACAGAUCGCCAGAUCGUAAUGACACUUCCGAUCCUAAGCCAACACACGUCGAAGGUGAGAGAAAUGUUCCAUCGAACCCUCACUACAGGCAAAAGAAGGCAUUCAUUGACAAGAGCAUCCCUCAGGGAUGUAUCAACGUUUACUCCAGAACCAUCUUUAUUGGUGGUGUUCCUCACAGUAUGGAUGAGCAACAGCUUGUCCAGACUUUGAAGCCAUAUGCUGAAGUUCAGAGCGUGAUUUUGAACACAUCGAGAAAGCAUGCGUUUGUGAAAGUCUAUUCCAGAAGCGAAGCAGAGCAGGUCAUCCAUGCCUUUUCCGUUUCCCAUCCUUCUGGUUUGAGAGCCAGAUGGGGAGUUGGUUUUGGACCAAGAGAUUGCUGCAACUACCAAACUGGAGUCUCCACAAUCCCUAUCCAAAGAUUGACCGAUGCCGAUAAGAAAUGGUUGGUCAAUGCAGAAUGGGGAGGAAGCAUCCCGGAGCUAGACUUGCAACCAGGGUUGUUUGUUGAAGAGCCAGAUAUCGAGGUUGGCCAUGGUGUUUCCUCGAAGUCGAUUUCAAGAAAGAUGCCUACCAACUCGUCGCAAAACGGACCUAAGUCCGAC